This is a messenger RNA of Spirometra erinaceieuropaei, 4736 nucleotides long. The record is from the annotation of a GenBank genome assembly. Lineage: Eukaryota; Metazoa; Platyhelminthes; Cestoda; Diphyllobothriidea; Diphyllobothriidae.
AUGGUCGUGGUGGUCGCUCACUUGCUUGCAGGUGAGACUGCGCCUAGCGUCCACUUGCUGGCACUCAACUCUCACCUGUGGCUCCACGUAGCUGGGCUCUGCUCAGCGGCCACACCCCGGGCAACCGUCUCGACCGGCGGGCUAAACCAGGUGAGGGGGCCCUGUGCGCUGUGCCGUGUGCACAGGGUUUGCGGAUUCCGCUGGAUGGAAGGUCGGAUGGAACCUUGCGUCGGCACCGUCGUGACGUGGUUCGUCUCUGCACGUCGCUUGACACGCCGGUGACGGGAUGGAUCUCCACAUCGACAUCGCCUUGACGCGCCCACCUACGCAGUCGGAGACCGCGGCUUACGGCGAAUUCGAGUCGCUCUCCACUACAACCCGAAGUCGUGGUCCCAUAGUGGAGUUCGGCCGUGCCACAACGGCACAUGGCAGCCCUAUUCAGGGAUGGCACUGCCAGCCUCCACGAGGGGAAGGGUCUAGAAAAGGUGGCCUAAACAUUGCUGGGUUCCACGCCGUCUCCAGGCUAGCCAGGGCCGCAGACGUCUUAUCAUGGUCGAAACAAUCAAAAUCGAAACAACAACAAUACCAAUAACAACAACAACAACCAUACUCAUUCUCCUCAUCCUACCUUUUCCUCUGCCUAUUCUUCUGCCUAUUCUUCUCCUUCGUCACCUUCUUCUCCAUCUCCUUCCCGUCGCCCCACUCGCUGUCACCAGACUGGCAGGGUGAGCCCGCUCACUCUGGCAGCCUGGAAUGUUCGUUCUCUUUUAGACAAUCCGAGGAGCAACCGACCGGAACGGAGGACGGCGCUAGUGGCACGAGAACUGGCGCGCUACAAGGUGGACAUCACCGCACUCACCGAGACCCGAUUCUCCGAAGAAGGCCAACUGGAGGAGGUGGGUGCCGGCUACACCUUCUUCUGGAGCGGUCGACCCAGGGCAGAGCGACGGGACGCGGGUGUCGCCUUCGCCAUUCGGAACGACAUCGUGGGACGACUGCCCUGUUUGCCACAGUGCAUCAACGAUAGCCUGAUGAGCCUCCGCCUGCCUCUCCGGCGGGGGGGCCAAUUCGCCACCAUCAUCAGCGCCUACGCUCCCCCGAUGAGCAGCCCCGACGCCGCCGCAAGAGACAAAUUCUACGAAGACCUGCACGCCCUCUUGGCGACUGUGUCGAAGGCGGACAAGUUGAUUGUCCUUGGCGACUUCAACGCCCGCGUCGGCACAGACCAUACUGCCUGGAGGGGAGUGCUGGGUCCUCACGGUCUCCGCGGCUCCAACGACAACGGCCUGCUGCUCCUCCGCACCUGCGCAGAACACCGCCUCAUCCUGACGAACACGUACUUCUGUCUGUCGGAGCGAGAGAAGGCCACCUGGAGGCAUCCUCGGUCGCGCCAGUGGCACCUGCUGGACUAUGUCCUCGUCCGGAGGCGAGAUCAGCGGGACGUGCUGGUGACGAAGGCGAUCGCGGGUGCUGACGGGUGGACCGACCAUCGCCUCGUCAUCUCGAAGAUGCGUAUUCGCCUACAGCCUCGCAGGAGACCACAAGGUAAGCUACCCCCAGGUAAGCUGAAUGUUGCUUUGUUGUCUUUGCCCGCUCAUCAUCUUCAUUUCAGCAAUGAGCUAGCUCAACGGCUAGACAACCUUCCUAUCGCUGCCGCCGCCGACGACUCCGCCGCCGCCGCCGCUGCCGAGAACGCCUCCGUGGAGAACCGCUGGUGUCAACUGCGAGACAUGGUCCAGUCGACGGCGCUCGCCGUCCUCGGUCGCGCUCCCCGCCAACACCAGGACUGGUUCGACGACAACGACGCCGCCAUCAGAAAUCUGCUAGCUGAGAAGAACCGCCUACACAAAGCCUACGUAGAUCACCCCACUGAUGCCACCAAAGCUGCCUUCUACCGCAGUCGCCGCCAACUUCAGCAACGACUGCGCGAGAUGCAGGACGCCUGGACUGCUCGCAAAGCUGAGGAGAUCCAAGGCUACACGGACCGCAACGAAUGGAAGAACUUCUUCUCUGCGAUCAAAGCUGUCUACGGUCCGCCGACGAAGGGCACUGCUCCUCUCUUCAGCGCCGACGGCAACACUCUCCUGACCGAGAAGACGCAAAUCCUGCAGCGAUGGGCCGAGCAUUUCCGAGGCGUCCUCAUCCGCCUCUCCGUCAUCUCCGACGCCGCCAUCGAGCGUUUGCCGCAAGUGGAGACCAACGUGGACCUCGACCUCCCGCCAUCUCUCCAGGAGACCAUCAGGGCCGUGCAGCAGCUCUCCAGCGGGAAAGCACCCGGAUCGGACGCGAUCCCUGCUGAGGUCUACAAGCACGGAGGUCCCCAACUAAUGGAUCACCUGACUGCGCUCUUCCAAGAGAUGUGGCGUCAAGGUGAAGUCCCGCAAGAUUUCAAGGACGCAACCAUCGUGCAUCUCUACAAGCGCAAAGGGAAUUGCCAAGUCUGCGACAAUCACCGCGGAAACUCCCUGCUGAACAUAGCCGGAAAGAUCUUCGCACGAAUCCUCCUCAACCGCCUCAAUAACCAUCUGGAACAGGGCCUUCUGCCGGAAAGCCAAUGCGGCUUCCGUCGUCAUCGAGGGACCACGGAUAUGAUCUUCGCCGACCGUCAACUUCAGGAGAAGUGUCAGGAGAUGCGGACCCACCUGUACUCUACCUUCGUGGACCUGACGAAAGCCUUCGACACGGUGAAUCGUGAAGGACUGUGGAAGAUCAUGCGGAAAUUCGGCUGUCCGGAGCGAUUCACUCAGAUGGUGCGUCAGCUGCAUGACGGUAUGAUGGCGCGAGUCACGGACAACGGAGCUGUCUCCGAGGCAUUCGCAGUGACCAAUGGCGUGAAGCAAGGCUGCGUACUGGCGCCUACCCUCUUCAGUCUUAUGUUCUCUGCCAUGCUGAUGGACGCCUACCGCGACGAACGCCCCCGGAUCCGCAUCGCCUACAGGACGGACGGUCACCUCCUGAAUCAACGGCGGAUGCACUUCAAAUCGCGCGUAUCCACAACCACCGUUCACGAACUCCUCUUCGCCGACGACUGUGCCCUGAACACCACCUCGGAAGAGGAGAUGCAACGGAGCAUGGACCUGUUCUCCGCCGCCUGCGAGAACUUCGGUCUGGUCAUCAACACACAGAAGACGGUGGUGAUGCACCAACCGCCCCCCGAUUCGGCCACAGCCCCCAACGUGCCGCCGCAAAUCAGCGUGAAUGGGACCCAACUGCAAGUAGUGGAGAACUUCCCGUACUUGGGCAGUACUCUCUCCCGCAACACCAAGAUCGACGACGAAGUCGCCAACAGGAUCUCGAAAGCCAGUCAAGCCUUCGGUCGCCUCCAAAGCACAGUUUGGAAUCGUCAUGGUCCCCAAAUGAACACGAAGCUGAAGAUGUACAAGGCCGUCAUCCUGCCGACGCUACUGUAUGGAGCGGAGACUUGGACGGUGUACACAAAUCAGGCACGUCGUCUGAACCACUUCCACCUCAGUUGUCUUCGUCGCAUCCUGAGGCUGAACUGGCAGGAUCGAAUCCCCGACACUGAUGUGCUGGAACGGACGGGAAUCCUCAGCAUCUACGCCAUACUGAGGCAAAUUCAGCUGCGCUGGAGCGACCACUUGGUGCGCAUGGACGACGAGCGACUACCCAAACGAUUCUUCUACGGAGACGUCGCGACGGGUUCUCGCCGUCAAGGAGGCCAGAUUCGCCGUUACAAGGAUACCCUGAAGUCCUCCCUGAAAUGCCUGCAAAUCAACCCCACCAACUGGGAGGAGCUCGCACUCGAUCGACCGACCUGGAGGAGAACAGUGAAGACAGGCGCUGCGAUCUACGAAGCCAACCGCAUCGCUGCCGCCAAAGCGAAACGUGAAGCCCGCAAAUCACAACUUCGCCCAGUAAGCAACGCCGCCGCACAACCGCUUCCAACGUGCCCCCGAUGUCAACGGACAUUCCGGGCUCGAAUCGGACUUGUUGGACAUCUUCGGAUUAACUGCGCCUCUCGAACGGCACCAACCAUCGUCCCCCCGCCUGCCUCUUCCUCCUCCUCUCCGCCGCCAACUAACCCUGACAAUUCUUCUGACCCACCACUUCCAUCAUCCUCCUCCUCCUUCUCCUCCUCGCCCACUGCUCCAACGGCGGCCGCUCAGGCGACUGUCCCACGCACAGCAACCGACACUACCACCACCUCCCCCGACUCCAGGGAUGAGGAUCAGGACUACACCUGCCCUCACUGCGACCGUACCCUCAUCUCACACAUCGGCCUGGUCGGUCACUUGCGAAUCCAUCGCACAGAGCCUGGCGAACCAGUGCGUGAAGCCCCAACCUACACCCACCGCACUCGCCUCCAGUGCCCGCACUGCCCUCGCACCUUCAGGCAUCGCAUGGGCCUUUUCGGCCACAUAGGGAUCCACGAGAGCGGCCUUGACCGCACUCCCGACACACCCACUACAUCCAAUACAUCCACCGUGCACACCCCCACUCUCGUUCUAUCCGUCCGCGACACCACCACCACCGCCUCCUCUGUAGCUGACACUGACACCGCCGACUUCUCAUGCCCACACUGUCCACGCACAUUCACCUCACAUACCGGCCUGGUCGGUCACUUGCGAACCCAUCGCACAGAGACUGGCGAACCACUCCCUGGAGCACCCACCUAUACCCACCAAGCUCGUCUCAACUGCCCACACUCUCCUCGCACUUUCAGGCAUCGCAUGAGCCUAUUCGGCCACAUGCGCAUCCACGACGACCUGCGGUAG